Messenger RNA from Nannospalax galili (Upper Galilee mountains blind mole rat), 674 nucleotides. RefSeq names its product odorant-binding protein-like. Lineage: Eukaryota; Metazoa; Chordata; Mammalia; Rodentia; Spalacidae. The transcript has 7 exons. The record is from RefSeq and is a predicted model, not a curated record. The coding region runs from base 1 to 459 and encodes 152 amino acids. Gene Ontology annotation, molecular function: small molecule binding; odorant binding.
AUGGCCCACGAUGUGGAUGGGGACUGGCGCACGCUCUACACGGGAGCGGACAACGUGGAGAAGACGAGCGAAGGGGGGCCCCUGAGAGCUUACUACCGCCACAUGGAAUGCACCCCAAGUUGUGAGAACGUCACUCUGUCUUUUUACAUCAAGUUCGGGGAGAACUGCACACUGAUCACCAUCGUGGGCCAGCGGACACCGGAAGGCAGUUACAGCAUAUACGCCGAAGAAACGGGCUUAAGCACCUUCCAAGUUCUGCCGCUCACAGAAAAGCUCAUGUCCGUGUACAACGUUAAUGUGGACCCAGAGGAAAAGACUACACACAUGAUCACGCUUAUCGGAAAGGACACGACUGUCACCGAGGAGCAGCUGCAGGAGUUCUACCAGCUGGCUGAGAAGCACGGCAUUGCCAAGGAGAACAUUCAGGACGCGGUGCCCACGGAUACGUGUGAGGAUUAAGGACAUCCCCUGGGUGAGCAGAAAUCCAUUAUAUCAGACAGAGUUUCUGGGACGUCCUCACCAUCAGAUCCGACUCUGAAAUGAAGAUUAUUUCUCCCCAGCUUCUUCUCAUCUCACCUGGAGAGCAGGAGUCUCUGACACAUGGAUUUACUUACUCCCCAAUACUCGCCCCCGGUUUUGAAUAACUGAAUAAAUAUUUCUUAUGCAAAGAGGAA